AUGCCUAUCGAUCACUUUGGAAUCCGUAUUCCCGCCUCAAAGUGGGCUGCCACAACUGCCUUCUAUGAAAAGGCUCUUGCACCCUUAAACUACACAGUCCUCGCAACCUUCGUCGACGGCGACGUCCUCGGUCUAGGUGACAAACACCCAGACCUCUGGCUCACUAAGGUUCCAGAUAGCGCUAGUGUUGGCGACGGAACACACUUCGCAUUCACGGCUGAGAAGAGGGAACAAGUUGAAGCGUUCCAUACGGAGGGUGUUAGUAGUGGAGGAUCCUGUAAUGGACCACCGGGGUUGAGACCUCAUUAUGGACCUACUUACUAUGGAGGGUUUGUGUAUGACCCUGCUGGAAACAAUGUUGAAGUUGUUACCCAUUCUCUUCAGUAA
Messenger RNA from Orbilia oligospora ATCC 24927, 387 nucleotides. RefSeq lists its product as uncharacterized. The record is from RefSeq and is a predicted model, not a curated record. The transcript has a single exon. NCBI's taxonomy places the organism in Eukaryota, Fungi, Ascomycota, Orbiliomycetes, Orbiliales, Orbiliaceae. Bases 1 to 387 code for a protein of 128 amino acids.